Messenger RNA from Baudoinia panamericana UAMH 10762, 4731 nucleotides. RefSeq lists its product as uncharacterized. Gene Ontology annotation, cellular component: mitochondrial DNA-directed RNA polymerase complex. The coding region runs from base 104 to 4540 and encodes 1478 amino acids. NCBI's taxonomy places the organism in Eukaryota, Fungi, Ascomycota, Dothideomycetes, Mycosphaerellales, Teratosphaeriaceae. Gene Ontology annotation, biological process: mitochondrial transcription. The transcript has a single exon. Gene Ontology annotation, molecular function: mitochondrial promoter sequence-specific DNA binding; DNA-directed RNA polymerase activity. The record is from RefSeq and is a predicted model, not a curated record.
CUUCAUUGGCAUUUGCAUUGCAUUGCUUGCAUACCAUUCUUCGACGACUCUGCCUGUUCUAGGGUGAGGAUAUCGGGAAGCGGCGUGUGCGCAAUACGACACAAUGCUCGUUCGAUCCGCUGGACGGAGACAGCGUCGUCAAACUGCGAAGCUCCUUGCGGCCUCCUUUGCUCAGCUCCAAUUGCCAUGGCUGGCCCCGGCGCAACUACGCUGGAGCACCUCUCAGGCUGCCAUUCAUAAUGAGACGUUACCUCGCCGUCGCCGACCGAGCCCCAGUCGGAGUCGGCAGGCGAAGACGCAAGUACGACACCUUGCCACCGCAGCAGACAGCGCUCCCGUGUCUGUCCACAAUGCCUCCUUUCCACCUGCUGGAUAUGGCGGCGGCUUUCGCAACAAGGCGGACGAGAACGUUCCGUGGGCCAAGCAAUCCUUACAGCCUGUGCGGCAACCGGGCCAGCAAUUGUCAGUGCUGCGGCCGUACGACAACCCAAUCAUCAUUAACAAAUCGACCCAAAACCCAGCAGCAUUGAUCAAAGUGCAGAACGGAGUACAGGGCACCAUCGCCGACCUGCUGCAGCAUCUACAUACGAGUUUGCGCAUUGGUCGCUUCAACCGAGUCGAAGCCAUCAUUCAGAAGCUGGCGGCACAGAAUGCUUCCUAUGCGCCUGAAUUGCUUCAUGCACACACUGCAUACCUCGAAGAACGGCUGAGGGUGUUGGCCAUGCUGGACAGGAGGUCGACACAAGCUCAGCAUGCGCUGGCGACCAUGCAGAAGUGGUUCGAGAUUGAAGUCCGCAAGAAGAACGUCGAGGUCGAUGCGAGAGUAUUAAUCAUCAUGAUGAGGGCUACCAUGCGUGCACUUGAUGGGACGCAGCGUGAUAGGACGUUGCGAAGGUAUGCGAGUAUCGCAGAGUCACUUGGUCGAGAGACUCUGGACGAGGUGCUUGAGUCUGAAGACUACGAUGACAACGAGUUCACUAUACUGGGAAGAGCUACCUCGACCGUUUACGAGGAUCAGAGUCUGGAGGAGGCUAUAUUGGCGGAUCCGGAGGAAGUGGAGCUCAAGAAGGAAGAGCUGCCGCAGUAUCUGGCGCGCACCGAUCAAGUGGAUGUGGGUGAGCUACCGCAGGUCAUGGAGACCGCGCAGAAAGGAAGUGGGCUGUCCAACAUCAAACAAGCCAUGACCAGCUUCAUCAGUCUGCCACCACUACCCGCAGAUGCACCACUUGAAGCGCAACGAGAGCGAGCUUAUGAACGUCAACGGCUGAUGGAAGAGACGUCUGUCGACAUUGCCAUCCAGCGGUGGCGUGAGGCGGACGAUGAGCUGAGAAAGAUUGGCAUUUCAACACAGCUGCAAAGUAGGCCGCUUGGCGCGCUAAUGUGGCAGUGGUACCAAGCGCUCUUACCGGCUUUGAAGGAAGAGCUCGCGGAGUGUAGGAAAGUCAUGGCGCAACCUGAUGGAGCGAAGGAGGAGGACCGCUCAUUUUACGCACCCUACCUGGAAUUGUUGCCCAUGGAUAAGGUCGCAGCCAACACCAUCCUCUUUGUCGUGUCUCGCUUCGCCGGCGGCAAAGACAGGCAUACGAAGAAGUAUGAGGUGGAGAUGAAACUGAGCCAUCUCACCACGAGCCUGGGAAAGCAGCUUGAAGCUGAAGCCGACGCCUCUAGAUCGGUUGAGCAGAUGAAAGAAAGACGGCAGGGAGGCAAGAUCAAAGCGUCUAAGCGAAGGCAAGGAAUGUUCGCAAAAGGCUUGAAGCACAAGAAGGGAGCGAAUUCGACCUUGGUGGAGUCCGACGACAAAUGGCCGCUCGACGCGAAAGUCAAGCUUUGCGCAAUGCUCAUUCAGAAGCUCAAGGAGUCGGCGCAGCUGCCCGUCACGCGCGAGCAUCCCCGAACCAAGCAGAAGAUCACGCAGCUGCAGCCGGCAUUCCUGCAUCGCAUUAAGUACGUCCUAGGCAAGAAGGUCGGCAUUGUUGCGCCGAACCCGGCUUUGAUCGACAAACUUGAGAGCGAGCCAAUGGGUAGCGUCAUCGCGAAGCGCAUGCCCAUGAUUGUCGAGCCGAAGCCGUGGACAGGCUGGAGUGUGGGCGGAUAUAUCCACUACGCAAACGAUGUGUUACGACUGGGGCCGGGCGAUAAGAGCGGCCGUGAUUACUUCCAUGCUGCGCAUAACAAAGGCGACAUGACGCAGCUAUACGCCGGUCUCACCGCGCUUGGUAAGGUGCCGUGGAAAGUGCAUCCGGAUGUCUUUAGGGUUCAAAUUGAAGCCUGGAACUCAGGCGAGGAGAUCGCAAACUUUGCGCCGCUGCACCCGCAGAUUGACGUACCACCCGAGCCUCCGGCUGGAGACAUGGCGGAGCGCCGCAACUGGUUGAAGGCCGUUGAUGAUGUGGAGAAUAAGCGCAGUGGUGCACAUUCCAAGCGCUGCUUCCAGAACUUCCAGAUGGAGGUUGCGCGGGCGAUGUUGAACGAGACGAUCUAUUUCCCCCACAACAUGGACUUCCGCGGUCGCGCUUACCCGAUCCCGCCGUAUCUUAACCAUAUGGGCGCGGAUAAUGUCCGUGGUGUGCUUGUCUUUGCGGAAGGCAAGCCGCUUGGUGAUAAAGGUCUCAGGUGGCUUAAGAUUCAUUUGGCGACUGUUGCGGGUUACGAUAAGGCGAGUAUGUCGGAGCGGCUGCAGUAUACCGAGGACCACUUGGACGAUAUCUACGAUUCCGUCCGCAACCCGUUGAAUGGUCGGAGGUGGUGGCUAAAAGCCGAAGACUCGUGGCAGACGCUUGCAGCAUGCUUUGAGUUGACCAAAGCACUGGACUCCCCGGACCCUACCAAGUUCCUCAGCACGCUACCCAUCCAGCAGGAUGGCACGUGUAACGGAUUGCAGCACUAUGCCGCGCUAGGUGGUGACGAGAUCGGUGCACGGCAAGUCAAUCUCGAGCCCGGUGAUCGACCGGCCGAUGUAUAUACCGCCGUCGCUGAAGAAGUGAAGAAGGCCGUCGCUAGAGACGCUGCGGCAGGAAACAAGAUCGCCCAGAAGCUUGAUGGCCGUCUCACGCGGAAAUGCGUGAAGCAGCCCGUCAUGACCAACGUUUACGGCGUCACUUUCUACGGUGCCAAGGCUCAAGUGCAACGGCAGCUGGAGGUCCUGUUCCCAGAGGUUUCCAGGUUCGAUGACAUUUCGUUGCAGAAGAUGUCCCUUUACGUCGCUACUGAGAUCUUCAAGGCACUUGGCUCCAUGUUCACGGGCGCCCAGGCGAUCCAGAACUGGCUCGGGCAAUGCGCAGACCGGAUCGCGACGUGUCUGACGCCGGAGCAGGUCAAGCAGUUGGUUGCGGAGUCAGAGGGUGAGGGUGAACCUCCUCAGAUGUCUGGAUACAUGCACAGGAAGCUCAGAUCGGAGGCGAGGAAGAAGGCGAAGGAGAUCGAGCAAGCACGGAAAGAAGGAAGAGAUAUCGAAGCGGAGACUGCUAAGGCGGCUCUGCAGGAGCAGAAGAAGAAGGAUGGCACGCCGCUGAGCCGAGCUUCCAAGAUGCAUAAAGAGGCGAAGUCGUUGUUCAAGUCGACGGUUGUGUGGACGACGCCGCUCAGACUGCCGGUGGUACAGCCGUAUCGCACGAGUGCGAGUAAGGGUGUUGGUACGGCGAUGCAGACGCUCUAUCUCACGAACCCGCACGUGUGGGAUCCGGUGAGCAAGCGGAAACAGCUGCAGGCUUUUCCGCCCAACUUUAUCCAUUCUCUGGAUGCGACGCACAUGCUAUUGUCGGCACUGAAGUGCACGGAGAUGGGCAUGACGUUCGCUUCAAUCCAUGACUCUUUCUGGACUCAUGCUUGCGAUGUCGACCGGCUGAAUAUCUUGCUGAGGGAUGCAUUUGUGGAGAUGCAUAGUGAGAACAUCAUUGGUCGUCUGCGGGAGGAGUUCCAGACCAGGUACAAGGGCUGCAUGUACCUCGCCUCGGUGCAAGCGAACAGUAAGGUUGGCAAGCAGAUCACGGCGCUGAGACAUACGUGGAAGAAGGACCCGACCAAGAAGAGCGAGCUUGCGAUGGAGGCGGAGAGGUUGCGACUGCUGAGUAGCAGCGACCCGGAAGAGGUCAAGAAGGGGCAGGAGAUGGUCACACCUGGCAGCAUUAUGGCCGAGCACGGCGACGAGAGCGCUUAUGUGAAAGCAUCCGAAACGGCUGGUCGGGCACUGGGAGAGGUUUCCCUUUCGGCGGCUGACGUGGAGGGCACGAACAGUGAUGCUGAUGAAGUAUCCGAUCCUACGCUUCCGGAAUCGGAGCCUGAGUCGUCGAUCGAGGACGAUUCAACCGAUGCGCUCGCAAGCGAAGACGGCAACGGAAACGGCAGCGCCAUCAGCGACGAAGCUCAGCACGAUAGGCUCACCUUAGGGAACUCCGAUAUCUGGCUCCCAACCAAGAAGUCGUCCAAGGCUGUGUAUGUCCCGAAAACACAUGUCUGGAUGCCGAUGAGCUUCCCAGAGAUUCCAGCCAAAGGUGCUUUCGAUGUCACUAGGCUGAAGAAGAGCACGUACUUCUUCCAUUGACAAGGAUGGAUACCAGGAUACGUCGCUGCCGACGGCGGUAAGAAGGCCGUCAUGUACAAUAUGACGGAUGUAGAAUAGAGGCGUAACAAGGCGACAGGGGUCUUGCCGGAAUUGCAGGCAUUUGUGCAAGUAAGCUGGGAAUGUGAUGAGUAGACGAUGCUGUAGCUUGUUGUAAGAUGAGACGCUACCCC